UUUCUCAUAUUACCAUGUGGCAUCUCUUGGGUGCAAAAGACUUCUUUUCAAAUGUCACUGUGAAUUAGCACAUAACCUUGCUUAUUACCCAGCAAUUUGUGCGAAUAUCUGCAAAAUUGCACUUUUUUUCCUGUCAACAAGUCUUUGAAAAUACAACAAGUCUCUGCCUAUUUUUAACUUUUGGUUCACAUUUCAGGAGUUGUUGAAUUCCUUGGUUAAUCCACCACAUGCCAUCGGCAACAAAGCCUUAGAAUUUUGCCCCCAGACCUCAGAAGAGAAAAAAAUUGCCAUUCUUGUGGUUGAAAAGUGGCUAUUCUGAAGCAGUGCUCAGUUGAGCAUUUAUUAUAUAUUUAAUAAUUUUUUUAGAUUUAGUGGUUCCUUUGUGUUUGCUAUUAAGCCCUUUCAUCUGUUGUCAUGGAAAGGGAUGCCAGUUUUAAUGUCAAAAUCAAGACAGAACAUGAUGAAACAAACUACUGUAUACCAGUAAAGCCUGAACGAAUCUUAUUUGAUGACGAGGAUUUUUCUGAAGAGCUCCCCAGCUUUUGGAGAGGCAAGUUUGAAGAUCUUGACUACCAAGACCAAGCCGAAUGCUCCUCACCCAGCCUGCCAGACAUCACUCUUCCGUCAGUAGAACAGGAUUUUUCUGAAGAGCUCCCCAGCUUUUGGAGAGGCAAGUUUGAAGAUCUUGACUACCAAGACCAAGCCGAAUGCUCCUCACCCAGCCUGCCAGACAUCACUUUUCCGUCAGUAGAACAGUUGAGCAGCGAGCAGUGGUGCUCUUCCAAGACAGCACCACAGGACAGUUCUGGCUGUGCCUCUGCCGAAUCCCCCGACUCUGGCAAAUCCCCUAACCCUGGGGAAUCCCCAAACUCUGCCGAAUCCCCCAACCCUGAGGAAUCCCCAAACUCUGCCGAAUCCCCCAACCCUGAGGAAUCCCCAAACUCUGCCGAAUCCCCCAACCCUGUGGAAUCCCCCAACUCUGCCAAAUGCCCAAACUCUGCCGAAUCCCCCAACCCUGAGGAAUCCCCAAACUCUGCUGAAUCCCCCAACCCUGAGGAAUCCCCAAACUCUGCCAAAUCCCCCAACCCUGAGGAAUCCCCCAACUCUGCCAAAUCCCCCAGCAAAAUCCCAUAUUUCCAUUGUGCUGCAUGCAACUGUUCAUUUGCAAGAAGAGAGUUCUGGAAGGAGCACUUCUUUGAACAUCAUGCAGCGAGGAAAAGAAAAUCAUGCACUUGUGCCCAACCAAGAUUUCCUUCACCACCUCCUCAGGUUAUGGAAGGGAAACGAUUUUCGUUGGAAACAUCUCCUGGAAAACAAGACAAUGAUGAAGAAUUUCGUGCCAAGUAUUCAGCACCCUUGUGUGAGAACACACAACAUUCAUCACGCAAAUCAUUCAGCAAACAAAAGCAUUCAUCACACAAAACAUUUCAGUGCACACAAUGUAGCUUUAAAUCUUCUAGAAAACAAGACUGUGACAGACACUAUCUUUCAAAACAUGCAUUGAAUAAGCCGUUGGCUUGCUCACACUGCGACUACACUUGUGUGCUGGGCCGGCAACUCCGCAUACACAUCAGCUCCAAACACACUAUAUGCAAAGCUUAUCUCUGCACACUAUGCAGAUACUCGUAUUACCGCAAGCAACACCUCACUCGGCACUUCUACUCCAAACAUUCUUCCGUACACUAGUCACCAAAGUCUUGAAUAUUGAAUCGAGUGCCUUCAAUUUAAUUACAAUUUAAGAAUUUGUUAAUAUAUAUCUAAAGUUUGCUAAGUACAAACGGGGUCUUCUAGCAAUCAUGAAUUUCAUCAACAAAUUUCUCAGAUGAAAAUGUUUAAAAUUUCUUUUUAUAGUUAUUAAGGGAAUUUUGUAUUAUUUCUGCAUCACAUUGAGAAAAGUUAGUAUUAAUUUUGCAUUCAAUGGAUCAUGUGGUUUGGGUUUGAACUCAUGCAGCCCAUGCACUCCUAGCAACAGCAGUCAGCAAUUGCUUCAGCAUUCCUAGCAAUAUUGUUAAUUAAUUUUCUUGUUUUGUUUUGUUCAGUAUUGUAUGGUGAACUCUGAAUUUUUAUACAUUAUUAUUAAUGUAUUACUAAAUACUCUAAUCGGCGACUGCAUCAUAUACUCUGAGCUAUCUUUGUUAAACGAAUCUGAUAUUCUAAGCCCUCUAUAUGAGAGGAAUCUUUCAUUCUAAGCUAACUAUGUGAGAGGAGUCUUUUUACUCUAAGCUAACUAUGUGAGAGGAGUCUUUUUACUCUAAGCUAACUAUGUGAGAGGAGUCUUUUUACUCUAAGCUAACUAUGUGAGAGGAGUCUUACUCUAAGCCAACUAUGUGAAAGGAGACUUUUACUCUAACCUAACUGUGUGAGAGGAGUCAUAUACUCUAGCCAUCUAUGUGCUUUCAUAAGUUUACAACCAUUGUGCAUUAAUGGGUGGGUCGGUCAAAGGCCGUUUUAAACCGCCCAAGUCUCUUGUUGUUUUCGUUGUAACUCUUAAUUUUUGCAAGUUGAAUUUCUAUCAAUAAAUUGUUACAUUUCUCAUUGGGUUUGGCAUUGAUGCCACCACCUGAACAACGUAGCUCUUGAUUAAGUCUUUUCGUUCCAGCUAGUGUUCCAGAGCGUCACAGUUCUUCACUAUUCGUUAUUAAAUAUUAACCCAAGUCUA
This is a messenger RNA of Hyalella azteca, 2659 nucleotides long. RefSeq names its product telomere zinc finger-associated protein. Gene Ontology annotation, molecular function: DNA-binding transcription factor activity, RNA polymerase II-specific; RNA polymerase II transcription regulatory region sequence-specific DNA binding. The record is from RefSeq and is a predicted model, not a curated record. Lineage: Eukaryota; Metazoa; Arthropoda; Malacostraca; Amphipoda; Hyalellidae. Gene Ontology annotation, cellular component: nucleus. Gene Ontology annotation, biological process: regulation of transcription by RNA polymerase II. The transcript has 5 exons. The coding region runs from base 415 to 1686 and encodes 423 amino acids.